This is a messenger RNA of Ruditapes philippinarum (Manila clam), 1090 nucleotides long. RefSeq lists its product as uncharacterized. The transcript has 3 exons. The record is from RefSeq and is a predicted model, not a curated record. Bases 136 to 1014 code for a protein of 292 amino acids. Lineage: Eukaryota; Metazoa; Mollusca; Bivalvia; Venerida; Veneridae.
CAUGAGUAUGUAAAAUGGAAUAUAACAUACAGAAUAAGCGGAUUAAGGGUGGCCACCUUUAAAUGAGAAUGUCAACAACAAAAAUGUCACUUUAAACACCAUGUUUUCAAACCUCAGAUAAAUCAGCAAGACAUCAUGCCGAAGGCAAACAUGUUUUUAUUUGCCAUUUUAUUAAUGUUUUCAAUUUCCACCUCGUUUUCGGAAUAUGCAUCGACUUGCGGAAAUUUUGAUUGUGAAUAUAAAUUGUUAUCAAAACUGGUACAGCUGGAAGAAAAAACUGCUCAACAGCAGAAAGAUAUAGCUCUACUGAAAGCACAACUUGAAGAUGCUGAAAAGUCUGCUCAUGAGGACAACAAAGUAUUAGCCGCAAGGCUUGCAGAUGCUGAAAAAACAAUAGUGCACCUUAACGACACAAUUGUAAGCAACCAAAAAUCUGCUGAUGGUACAACCUAUAUACGCUGGGGUCGUACAACAUGUCCCGGUAAAGCCGUUCUAGUGUACGACGGCUACGUUGCUGGAUCAUAUUACGCUCAUAGCGGAACUGCAUCAAAUCCGUUAUGUUUACCAAAAGAUCCAGACUACGACAAGCAAACAAAUGGUUUUCAAUAUGCAGCUAGGAUAUAUGGAGCAGAAUAUAAAACAAGUACCUACCCGCAUUGGCAAUAUCUGCAUCAUCACGAAAUUCCAUGUGCAGUCUGUCGAAUACCACGUAAUAACGUUCUGAUGGUGCCGGGGAAAAAUCGUUGUCAUGACAGUUACAUAUUAGAGUAUAAAGGCUUCCUUAUGGCUGAGCACUACAGUCAUGCUUCAUCCUCUGAAUUUGUGUGUGUUGAUGGAAAUCCCGAAACGUUAGAGGGAACUCAUCAGAAUUUAAAUGGGAAACUGUUUUAUUUUGUUGAAGGGGAAUGUGGUUCGCUACGAUGCGAUCCAUAUAAAAACGGUUGGGAGCUGACAUGUGCUGUUUGCUCGUACUCAUACAAUGCAAGAUCGACGAGUGUUCAGCCAUAUACGUAGUUGACAUACUAAUCAAAAUAGUCAGCAAACAAACAAUGCCUUAUAGAGACAGAAAUGUAGAUCAUUUCUUCAAUUG